This is a messenger RNA of Spodoptera exigua (beet armyworm), 3270 nucleotides long. NCBI's taxonomy places the organism in Eukaryota, Metazoa, Arthropoda, Insecta, Lepidoptera, Noctuidae. The record is from the annotation of a GenBank genome assembly.
CGCGCAUUGCCGUGAUCUGAAAACUGAUUGGCUGCGUACGCGCAGCCCCGACGCGUGUGCUGUGCAUGUGUGUGAUUUAUGUGGAAGUGCGUGUAGAUAUUUUGUUUUAUUUCGGGUCGAGCUCACGGCUCUGGAUGGGAGAAAAUGCAAACAAAAAACAUCAACUUGAGCCAAGAACAAAAAAACAAAGACAAUAGUGAUAUACAGAAAAUGGGACGCCAAGAACCUCAGGGGCUGUCAAUCGAUGGGUCAGUGCACGAUCAGGCGGUAUACUUGAACCAUGUCACGGCUCCAGCCAUCGGUUCCACGUAUUUCGGUACAGUCGAAGGUGGGCCUCCGUACAGAAUGCCGCCGGCGCCCGAGGCGGCGCUGCCCGGCGCCCCCGCUCCUUCUCUACCGGCUGCACUACAUACACAUUCCAACAAGUUCCCUAUAGAACGCGAAGUGAUCCUGUCCUCAGGAGACAAGAACUCCAAAGUGCCGAUACUCCAAGAGGCGAGGAAGAGGGGUAGGCUCGGUGCUGUAGCUCCUGACACGCCACCUAAAGCCCUCUCAGCUUGGACACAUUCAGAGAACCAGCAGGCUGGCACGUCUGGGGACGGCUUCAGACAGUACCACGAGCAGUACGGCUACAUGAACCAAAAUCAGGGAGCUGUGCCUAGGAACAUGCAAAACUACGACUCUCCAAAACCUCCCAUACCAGCAAAGACCUACGGUAAAGUCGACACCCCAAACAACUCACAGCUCAUAACAGUGACGGUUGAAACAGGAAAAGAUAACACAAGAGACGCCCCGAAAAGUACGAAAUCUGUCAGUAAAACGUACCACACACUUAAAGAUAUGAUCUCAAGCAGGUUUAAGAGUAAAGAUGCUAAUGAUGGUGAGAAGAAUAAUGAACAAGAGCCAAGUUUGAAUAACAGCGAAGAAAGAAAGAGACCAGAGAGGCCAGAACCGGAACAAGUGACACCAAGAGAGAAUGGACCACGAAAAGUAGAGCAAGGAAUAUAUGGAAGGCCAAUGACACAGACGAGACCGGAAAUGCAGUACAGCCACGGCAUCGCCAAUAACAUGGCGUAUCCUAGUCCUUCGCCGCACAGGCAACUAAUGCAGCAGCAGCAGAUGGUACAGUCCCAUAUGAUGAUGAGCCCUCAAGCCAGAUCACAAGAAAUGCUGGCCAGUACACCUCACCGACAACCACAAGCCCUGGGCGCUGAUGCUUUAUACCAACAGUAUGGACCUCCUGGCCGGAGAAGUGCACUGUAUCAAAGGGAUAUGGAAGUUCGGUCCAUGGCAAAUUUCACAUCUUUGAAAACUGGACCUCAAUCACAGUUUGAUAACUCACAUUCAAGACCAGAUCUCAGAAGUCCACAGCAAUUAGAAAGAGAGAUAGUGCGACAAAGAGGCUUUGUAGAAGGAAGACGAGCGGCUUCGCAUCCCCACCUUCUAGACGAACCACAACAUAGACCAGAGGUCACAACCCCACAGAUACAUGAUCCUGGAAGACGAAACUCACACGGUAAUCUUCUAGAUCACACACCUAAUGAGCAUCUGCGGAACGGUGAGGAAAGGGAAUCUGAUGAUGGAGGCUUCCGAGCACGACUAGCAGCUCAAGGUAGAUCUAGUUAUGAAGAACGUAUCAGAACAAGUGGGCGAUCAAUAGAAUCACAAAGGAUGCAGGAAAACGUCUACAGAAGAACACCAGAUAGUCAUAAGGAAAGAAGAACUCCUGAUAGCAACAAAGAAAGAAGAACGCCAGACAUUCACAAGGAACGUAGAACUCCAGAUUCAAUAGGACAUAAGAAGGAUGAUCCUUCAACGUCACAAGAGAGGAACGAUGAGAGUGCUAGUCAGAAGUCAGCUGAUAGUGUUUACAACUCUAGUGGUAAAGCUGAGGCGUACAACCCACAGCCCUCAUCAUCAAGACAGACUCCAAAUAGAAUAGAAGAUCUCAAAGCACAUGGGAAGAAAGGAGCUGGAUCGGGAGCUAGCUCAGACUAUGACAAAAACGGAGGCCAAUCAUCUAAUGUGGACUCUGGUCGAGGCAGCGUGGCGUACUCCAGUGGACGGCGACCAGAGCCGUUGCAUGAUACCUCAGCAGAUUCAGAUGCACAAGGAACCAGACAACCACAGCCUGGAACCAGCCAACAACCUCCAGGACAAAAUACAGAGAACGAUUGGGUAGAAUGUGAACUUCGCCAUAUUCUGGAACCGAAGCUAGCAGGGAUGCGUCUGGACUCAUCAGCUACUUCCGACACAUCAGUCACACCACCGCUGCCACCACUAUCGCCGUCCUCGGAUAUGCAUAAGAGAAAUAGUCUUCCAGGUCGAUCGUCAGAGUACCCAGACGAAAGGCGCCGUGGUCGCGAGUCACCGCGGUGGCAUUCUCAUAAGAAGCACUCCUCCAAGAGAGAUCAUCAUUAUAAAAAACAUUUAUUUGGUCUGGACACCACUGAUAUGACGUCCACCACAACCAGAAGCUUGGACCUAUCGUCUCUACUUGAGGGUCGAUCAGACAGUUCAUCAUCAGGCGACGCCCGCGCCAUCCGGAGGCAGUUGCGUGGUUUGGAGAACAUGUAUGCCGAAGUGCUGCAGCUGCUUGGAGUCAGGAAACCAGCCAGCCUUGCUAAACAACCUACUUGGGAAUCUAGGCUAUCAUCAAAGCGUCGGUACGGCAGCAUGUCAUCACUCCCCUCCAGCUCAGUGAGCAGCCGACCAGUAAGAGACAAGAGAAGGAGCUCCAAUGAUCAUAGGAAGAAACAUGACUUGAAGGGUAUAAACAAGCGGUUCCAACGCCUAGAGUCGCACGUGGUGACGCUGGCGCGGUCGGUGGCACACCUCUCCAGCGAGAUGAGGACCCAGCACCUCGUCAUACAGGAGAUGGACAACAUCAGAGCUGAGAUCGCGGCGCUCAGGCAUAUGUACAAGUCUCAGCAGUACAUUCGGUCAGGCAGCCACGGCCGGCACUUAGACCCCUACUCGUUCAGCAAUCCUGACAGAGUGAAGCGGCUCACCAAAUUCUUCGGAGACGAGCCGCCCCUCAUGAGACUGUUCUUAAAGAAACUUGGAUAUGAGAAAUAUGCAGCUCUUUUGGAAAAAGAGAAAGUUGGUGCGGCUGAACUGCCGUACGUUGGUGAAGACAAACUCCGAGCAUUGGGCGUCCCCCUAGGUCCUAGAAUGAGGAUAUUAAAAGAAGCUGGCAUCCACCAAGACCUUCACCACAUGUCCAGAGAUGACCAACAUAACACAACCACGACGCUAGCAAUUGUUUGA